AUGUCUAACAAUCAAACAAAUUUGGAAGACACACAUAGGGAGGUUGAUCCAAAGUUUAUGAUGGAGGCGUUGAUGAGUGAGAUGAAGAGAUUCGUGAGGGAAGAGAUGGAGCAGAUUCAUGAGCGGAUGGAUCAAAUGGAGAAUUCACGGCAAGAGAUUCCCCAAACCAUUCCUAACAUGCAAAGGAGAGGACAAGCUCCACCUAGAGAGGCUAGGGCAGAAGAGGAUGAGUAUUACAGUGAUGACUUCGAUGACCAACAUUCCGUUGCUGUAAAUCGAAGGUUUGGAGCAAGGGUUCGUGAUGCUCGAAACCGCGAGGAUAACAAUUUGGGAAACAUAAAGGUGAAUAUACCAUCGUUUCACGGCAGAAACGAUCCUGAAGCUUACAUUGAGUGGGAGCGAAAGAUGGAGCUGUUGUUUGAUUGUCACAAUUACUCGGAACACAAGAAGGUGAAGUUGGCAGCGAUUGAAUUCUCCGAUUAUGCCAUCAUUUGGUGGGAUCAAUUGGUGCUGAAUAGGAGGAGAAAUAGGGAGAAUCCAGUGGCAACCUGGGACGAGAUGAAAUCCCUAAUGAGAAAGCGGUUCGUGCCAAGCUACUACUUCCGGGAGUUGUAUCAAAAGCUACAGAAUUUGAAGCAAGGAAAUCGGAGUGUUGAAGAGUACUUUAAGGAGAUGGAAAUUUCAAUGAUCCGAGUAAAUAUUGAGGAGGAUCGGGAGGCUACUAUGGCAAGGUUCUUGGCAGGGCUGAAUAGAGAGAUUGCUAACGUCGUGGAGUUGCAACAUUAUGUUGAGAUGGAGGACAUGGUACACAUGGCCAUCAAGAUUGAGAAUCAGCUCAAGCGGCGGGGUAACAAUCCACGACCAGCCCCUAGUUCGAGUUCAUCUUGGAGGCAUAAUGGUGUUAGCAAAGAUGAGAAGCCAGCUAUGAUUAAACCCAAAUUCGAGCCAAAGCAAAACACUACCAGCCAUGCAGCCCAAGGUAAAAUCGAUUCUAAUACAACUCGGAAUCGUGAUAUAGAGUGUUUUAAAUGCCAUGGCAGGGGUCACAAAGCAAACCAAUGUCCAAACAAGAGAGUUAUGCUGCUGCGUGAUGAUGGUGGGUUUGAGACUGAAGAAGAGGAGGAUUCCACACCACCACAAGAGGAUGAUGGAGAAGAAGAAUAUGCAGCACAUGGUGAACUUUUGGUUGCAAGGAGAGCUCUAAACGUGCAAGCAAAGGGAGAUGAAGAAGCACAGCGAGAAAACAUCUUCUACACUAGAUGUCAUGUUCGAGACAACGUGUGUAGUAUGAUCAUUGAUGGAGGGAGUUGCACCAAUGUUGCUAGCACUACGAUGGUGGAGAAGUUAGGGCUGCCUACAACCAAACAUCCACAACCAUAUAAGCUGCAAUGGCUUAAUGAUAGUGGAGAAUUGAGGGUGAACAAGCAAGUGUUAGUAUCAUUUCGCAUUGGGAGGUACGAAGAUGAGGUACUGUGUGAUGUUGUUCCGAUGCAAGCUGGACACUUGUUACUUGGCCGACCGUGGCAAUCUGAUCGACGGGCCAAGCAUGAUGGUUUCACCAACAAGUACUCAUUUGCGUUCAACCAAAGAACAAUCACUCUAGUUCCUUUAACGCCACAGCAGGUCCAUGAGGAUCAAGUGAGGUUACAAAAAGAGAGUGAUCAAAAGAAAAUGAGUGAGAGUGCAAAAGAAAGAGAGAGUCAGGCUGAGAAAAACAAGAGAGAAAAUAAAAAAGAGAGUUUGGCCAAUGAGAGAAAAGAAGAGGGAAAAACAAGUUUAUAUGCGAGGGCGAGUGAUGUGAAGUGA
Molecule: messenger RNA, 1806 nt
Organism: Erythranthe guttata (spotted monkey flower)
Lineage: Eukaryota; Viridiplantae; Streptophyta; Magnoliopsida; Lamiales; Phrymaceae
Source: RefSeq, a predicted model, not a curated record